Camellia sinensis is the source of this 2200-nucleotide messenger RNA. Lineage: Eukaryota; Viridiplantae; Streptophyta; Magnoliopsida; Ericales; Theaceae. The record is from RefSeq and is a predicted model, not a curated record.
GCUGCUCCCCUUCCCUAAGCAAAGCUUUCUUUCUCAUCUCCGCUUAAUCAUUCCUAUAACACCUACACACCCGAACCCUUUAAAAUGGUCCUCCCUCCAACACAACACCUCGAGCCCUCCUCACUCUACUUCUGUAGAUGAAUGGCCACCCAACCCAAAUGCUUCUUCAUUUUCUCUCUCCAGUGGUUCAGUAGUAGGCUGAUUUCUUGAUGGAUCUUGGUGUUGGUGGUAUGCUAAUGGUGGGUUUGGAAGAUGGGUUUGUGGGUGGUGGUUCAGACCCAUAUACCUCUUUUUCUUCAGAUGCUCCUCCUCACACCAAUAAGCAAAAGCUGUACGGAUCAUGGCUUCUCAAUAAGCAAGAAAGGCCUGAAGAAGAAGAUGACUGGAGAAGCAGCUGCUUAAAAGUGGCCAAGACUACUACUAGUGAAGAUGACUUCUCAGCUUCCAAGGCAGCAUUGCUGAGAAGUCCUCUGUUGAGAUCUAAUAGCUCUGAUGGUCAGCAAAUACUCAGCUUCUCUUCACCCAACUCACAAGCUGUGCCAUUGCCUUAUUUUCAGUAUCAACACCACUCAUCAAUUACUACUACUUAUGGUAGAGAUACAACAGGGUAUGGGUGUGGAGGCAUGAAUGGUGCAAAUAUGCGUGGGGGAUUAACAGUGGUGAGAGGCCCAUUUACUCCAUCACAAUGGAUGGAGUUAGAACAGCAGGCCCUCAUCUACAAAUACAUUACUGCCAAUGUCCCUAUUCCUUCUAAUCUUCUCAUUCCUAUCAGAAAAGCCCUUGAUUCUGCUGGUUUCUCUGGCUUUUCAGGAGGACAUAUAGUACCCACUACUUUUGGAUGGGGUGCUUUCCGUCUGGGAUUCUCCAACACCACCGAUACUGAGCCAGGAAGGUGUCGUCGGACUGAUGGAAAGAAAUGGCGGUGCUCGAGAGAUGCAGUUGCAGACCAGAAAUAUUGUGAGCGGCACAUGAACAGGGGCCGCCAUCGUUCAAGAAAGCCUGUGGAAUGCCAAACUGGCCAUUCCGUCUCCGGACCCACCACCGCCACCACCACCUCAAAGCUCAUGCCGAUGGCUUCCUCUACAACUGCAUCGGGGGUGCCUGACAGCCUCUCCCGCCAUCCUCAACUCAAGAAUUUGCAGCCUGGUGCAGCUAAUGACAGGCUUUUUCUGAACAAAGAGAAUGUGGGGGAGAGAAGUCAAGCUGCAACAGACCUAUGCAUGUUAUCUCCUGCAAUUGGCCUAAAAGAGAACCAAUAUUGCAUUCCAAAGCAGCAGCAGAACCCGUAUGGUGAAUCCUCCCGAUCUGAAUUUGGACUCGUUUGUUCCGACUCCUUGCUUAACCCUUUGCAUAAAAACUCUUCCCACAUCAGCUGCAGAAACUAUGGUUCUUCCCAAGACCUCAAUGAUCGUGAAAACGGCUCACAACGUUCAGUAGUUCGUCAAUUCAUGGACGACUGGCCCAAAAACCACACUGAUCAUCAUCAUCGCUCUGCUGUUUCAUGGCCCAAUGUCGAUCUACAGGCAGACAGGACCCAACUAUCAAUUUCAAUCCCUGUGGCUGCCUCCUCUGAUCCCUCUAAUGAAAAACUUGCUCUCUCAUCCAGAGAGCUUGAGAUGGGUUUGGGAGUGGGCAGUGUAGUGAGUGAACCAAACCAAAGGCAAGUGAAUUGGAUACCUAUAUCGUGGGAAAAUUCACUGGGUGGACCUCUUGGAGAGGUAUUGCAUAGCACUAACAACAGCAGUGGAGGUGAUUGUAAGAGCUCAUCGGCUCUUAACCUUAUGACCGGAGGCUGGGACACCAACCCUAGCGCCCAGUUAGCAUCAUCUCCUACAGGAGUCCUGCAGAAGAUGACAUUUCGGUCACUUUCUAACAGCAGUGCUGGGAGUAGUCCGAGAGCAGAUAACCACAAAACCCAUGAAGGGAAUUCAUCCUUGUUGCCAGCAUCAUAAUCAUUUGACCUCCAACUAGGAAGAUGAUAAUGGAAGGAGGAAGAGUUAUUUUUUUUUUUUUUUUUUUUUUUUUUUUUUUUUUUUUUUUAGAGAGAGAGAGAGAAUUUGUUUAGUUCUGUAAUGUGUUUAAUUUAUGGAUAAUGGAUUUGCUUAGUGGUAAAACAUGACUUUGUAAAACUCUUCAAUUGCUAUUUUAGGUAAUCAAUUAAUGUUGUAUUGUUGUGGAUGAUGAUGAUGACGACUCUCAA